AUGCUGUCUCAAAUGGAACAUGUCAUGGAAUCCAUGAUGCUUACGUUUCGUAAAUUUGCUGGGGAUAAAAGCUACUUAACAAAGGAGGACCUGAGAGUACUCAUGGAAAAGGAGUUCCCUGGAUUUUUGGAAAACCAAAAAGACCUUCUGGCUAUAGACAAAAUAAUGAAGGACCUGGACCAGUGCCAAGACAGCAGAGUGGGCUUCCAGAGCUUCUUUACCCUAAUUGCUGUCACUAUCGCAUGCAGCAGUUUUGUAGUUCACAAAAAACAGAAGGGAAGGAAGGAAGCAGUUACUUCCAUCCUGAUAAGAGUUUUCCCAAUGGGUCACUUAAUGAAAAUGUGCCCCACAGCUUGCCCCUGUAUAAAGAUUACAUGA
Molossus molossus (Pallas's mastiff bat) is the source of this 378-nucleotide messenger RNA. RefSeq names its product protein S100-A10-like. NCBI's taxonomy places the organism in Eukaryota, Metazoa, Chordata, Mammalia, Chiroptera, Molossidae. The record is from RefSeq and is a predicted model, not a curated record. Gene Ontology annotation, cellular component: cytoplasm.